This is a messenger RNA of Aspergillus novofumigatus IBT 16806, 796 nucleotides long. RefSeq names its product respiratory supercomplex assembly factor RCF1 (gene rcf1). The coding region runs from base 1 to 675 and encodes 224 amino acids. NCBI's taxonomy places the organism in Eukaryota, Fungi, Ascomycota, Eurotiomycetes, Eurotiales, Aspergillaceae. Gene Ontology annotation, cellular component: mitochondrion. Gene Ontology annotation, biological process: mitochondrial respirasome assembly. The record is from RefSeq and is a predicted model, not a curated record. The transcript has 4 exons.
AUGAUAGAUGCUCUCCUCCAUUUUCGUUUGGAUUUGAGUAGUGGCGUGUCAACCCGAGUCAAUCCGCGCGACUCAACACCUUUUUACGAAUCCAACAACUCACCCGGUGAUACGUCCUCCAAAGACAAAAUGCUCAACGAACCCCUUCCUUCCUCCAUGGAGGAUAACCCCCAAUUCAAGGAGGAGACCUCUCUCCAGAAAUUCCGCAGACGACUCAAGGAGGAACCUUUGAUCCCGCUAGGAUGUGCCGCCACAUGUUACGCCCUUUACCGCGCAUACAGGUCGAUGAAGGCCGGUGACUCGGUCGAAAUGAACAAAAUGUUCCGUGCUCGUAUCUACGCCCAAUUCUUUACACUUGUUGCUGUUGUUGCCGGAGGCAUGUACUUCAAGACAGAGCGCCAGCAACGAAGGGAGUUCGAGAAGAUGGUGGAGCAGCGGAAGGCACAGGAGAAGCGGGAUGCGUGGUUGCGUGAACUCGAAAUCCGAGACAAGGAAGAUAAGGACUGGAGGGAGCGUCAUGCCGCCAUUGAGGCUGCUGCUAAGGAGGCGGGCAAGAGGCCGGCGCCAAAGACGAUUCCAGAGCAAGACGCUGCUCGGUCAGCUAUUGAGCCUGCUGAUGAGAAGUCGAUUGGGGUACUAGCUGCUGUGCGAGAUUUAUGGAUGCAGCAAAAGUGAGCUUUCGACAUCACGAAAAGUGUUGGAAAGAUGUCCGUCUACAAUGCGAUUUUUCACGGUAACAUGUACAUAUAUACAUUUCAAGGUCCUGUAAGAAUAAGAGAAGCUCUCCUUCACCAAC